Messenger RNA from Aplosporella prunicola CBS 121167, 584 nucleotides. RefSeq lists its product as uncharacterized. The transcript has a single exon. NCBI's taxonomy places the organism in Eukaryota, Fungi, Ascomycota, Dothideomycetes, Botryosphaeriales, Aplosporellaceae. Bases 318 to 482 code for a protein of 54 amino acids. The record is from RefSeq and is a predicted model, not a curated record.
CGUCGCGCUCCGAUCCGCUCCGUUCUGCUCCGCUCCGUUUUACCUACCUACCUACCUACCUACCUACCUAGUCGAUUAAAUCGGAGGGAAACGUCUUUUCCCCGCUCGUCCUCUCCUCCACCUCCUUCGACACGCUGCGUUCGCCACGCUGUCCAUCCGCUUGCUUGCUUGCUUGCCUGCCUGUCUGUCUGUCUGCCUGCUGGCAGGCACCACGCACGAACUCAACAAAAACGAACAAAAAUCCGCUAACGUAAACCUCCGUGUGCUUUAGCGCUACGACACCAUUCCUGCUCCCGGCUUUCCAAGGCUUCGACCCUAUGGCCGCUGCUGCUACUGCCGCCGCCGCUGCUGCUGCUGCUUCGCUGUCUAUGCCGCCGGCGGGGCUCUUCGUGCCCUGGGGAGUGGGGCAGGGGGUUGGUGGUGAGAAUGCGGCAGCGGCGACGACGACGAUGACGGGGACAGCUGCUGCUGCUAUGCAGUAGAGUGGUGCGGUGGGUUUGGUGGUAAGGGGGUGGUAACGUUUUGCUGGGGAAGGGGAUGAAUGAAUGAAAGAGGUGGAGAUAAGAGAUGGAUGAUGGACGAGG